Messenger RNA from Hydractinia symbiolongicarpus, 3754 nucleotides. RefSeq names its product NAD(P) transhydrogenase, mitochondrial-like. The coding region runs from base 230 to 3484 and encodes 1084 amino acids. The transcript has 16 exons. Lineage: Eukaryota; Metazoa; Cnidaria; Hydrozoa; Anthoathecata; Hydractiniidae. Gene Ontology annotation, molecular function: NADP binding; NAD binding. Gene Ontology annotation, cellular component: mitochondrial inner membrane. Gene Ontology annotation, biological process: proton transmembrane transport; NADPH regeneration. The record is from RefSeq and is a predicted model, not a curated record.
GAGGGGGCGGAACUAGGGAGUAAGGGUUCCUCCAAACACAUAAAACGGCCACGGCGGAAAGAUGAGACGACCAGACACUCAUGGCAUAAAAAAUGGCGGCUUGACCUGCUGUGUAAAUUUCGCUAACUUUUAUUAAGAGGUGCGCCUUGUAUUCGUGACUCGAAUACAUGUUUGUUGACUGCUAAGGGACAAAGGCUCACCGUUAAAGUUUUAAAUUAUUCGAAUUGCAAUGAAGCUACUUCAUAUUGGUAAUUUGCUUGCAAAACGAAGUUUAUCAACAUGUGUUCCAGGUACUGGAAAGUAUGCCCCAAAACUUAAACAUUGUGUAAAGAAAUUGGAAUUGUUACCUAGAAGUAUAAUAUGCUCAUCAAAACUUUUUUCAACAGAAGCAAAAGAUGAAGCUGCAGUUGUAGGUGUCCCGUACUCCAGCUUGACUGUGGGUGUUCCAAAAGAAGUUUUUUUAAAUGAGAAAAGAGUUGCUUUAUCGCCACAAGCUUGCAAAGUACUCACAGGAAAAGGUUUCAAUGUUGUUGUAGAAGAGGGCGCAGGGGAAGCUGCAAAGUUUUUAGAUAAAGAGUAUGUCGAUGCUGGUGCUAAAAUUGUUCCGACAAAAGAUGCAUUUCAAUCUGACAUUGUUUUGAAGGUUCGACCUCCUGCUGAACAUCCAACUUUAGGCGUACAUGAAGCUGAGUUGAUGAAACCUGGUGCUAACCUUUACAGCUUUAUUCAUCCUGGUAUAAAUAAAGCCUUAGUAGAGAAGUUAGGUGAACAAAAACUAACCACCUUGGCCAUGGACUGCGUUCCACGUAUUUCACGUGCUCAAGUGUUUGAUGCGCUAAGCUCAAUGGCUAAUAUCGCUGGAUACAAAGCUGUUCUUGAAGCUGCAAAUAAUUUUGGAAGGUUCUUCACUGGUCAAAUUACAGCAGCAGGGAAGGUUCCCCCAGCUAAAGUGCUUGUAAUAGGAGGAGGUGUGGCUGGCCUGUCAGCAAUGGUAACUGCUAAAAAUUUAGGAGCUAUAGUUCGUGGUUUCGAUACACGUGAAGCUGUGCGUGAGCAAGUACAAUCAUUAGGCGCAGAGUUUUUAGAAGUAAACAUUAAAGAAUCUGGAGAAGGUGGCGGAGGUUACGCGAAGGAGAUGUCGCCUGAAUUCAUCAAGGCAGAAAUGGAAUUGUUUGCCAAGCAAGCUAAGGAUGUGGAUAUUAUCAUUACUACUGCAUUAAUUCCUGGAAAACCAGCUCCAAAACUUAUAACAAAAGAAAUGGUUGAAAGCAUGAAACAAGGAUCUGUUAUUGUUGAUCUCGCAGCAGAAACUGGUGGCAACUGUGAGGUUACUAAACCUGGAGAGAGCUACAACUACAAGGGUGUGCAGAUUGUUGGAUAUACAGAUCUUCCUAGUCGUCUACCUACGCAAUCCAGCUCCUUAUAUGCGAAUAACAUCUCUAAACUGUUGCUGUCUGCUGGCGAAAAAGGCCAUUACAAUUUGAAUUUAGAAGAUGAAGUUAUCAGAGGUUCUAUGGUUCACCUGGAUGGUAAAUUGAUGUGGCCGCCCCCAGCGAGUGCUGCUCCUCCACCACCACCUCCGGCAAAAGAAGCGGCAAAAAUUAUAACUGCGCCAGUAAAGACCCCAUGGCAGGGCGCUGUUCAAGAAACUGGACUUGUGACAGCUGGUCUUGGAAGUAUACUCGGUCUUGGUAUGGUGUCUCCAAAUAUGGCUUUUAAUCAAAUGAUGACAACUUUUUCACUUGCUGGUGUUAUUGGUUACAAAGUUGUUUGGGGAGUAACACCUGCUCUCCAUUCACCCUUGAUGUCAGUUACAAAUGCUGUAUCUGGUAUCACUGCAGCAGGAGGACUGCUACUAAUGGGGGGAAGCAUCGUUCCGCAUAGUACGGCGCAAUAUCUCGCAGCCACCGCUGCUCUCGUUUCCUCUAUCAACAUUACGGGAGGUUUUAUCAUCACUAAAAGAAUGUUGGACAUGUUUAAAAGACCAACUGACCCUCCGGAGUACCAUUACUUGUACGCCAUUCCUGGGGCGCUCUUUGUGGGUGGUUAUGCUGCGACCAACAUGGCUGGAUAUUCUGAUAUGCAUCAAAUGCUUUAUCUUGGGUCAUCUUUAUGCUGUAUUGGUGCAAUUGGUGGACUGUCUACGCAGAGCAGUGCUCGAACUGGAAAUGCACUAGGAAUUAUUGGAAUCACCAGUGGAAUAGCAUCUACAAUUGGCAUAAUGGCACCCAACACUGAUGUUCUUACUCAGAUGGGAAUUACUAUGGCUGUUGGUGGAACAAUAGGAGCUGUUAUAGCUAAGAAGAUAGCUGUAACUGACCUACCACAAUUGGUUGCUUUGUUUCACAGUUUUGUCGGUCUUGCUGCUGUUUUAACCUCGUGUGCAUCGUACCUUAUAGACGCAAAUCAUUUUGCGAUGGAUCCAUCUGGAAACGUACACAAAGCUGCCAUCUAUGCUGGCACUUUCAUUGGCGGCAUAACAUUUACCGGCUCGUUAACGGCUUUUGGAAAACUUCAAGGUUUACUCAAAUCUGCACCAUUAAAUUUACCUGGCAAAAACUUUUACAAUAUUGCUAUGGGAACUGCUAGCGCAGGUGCUUUGGGCUUGUUCAUGAACAGCAAUGAUCCAUCCGUGUGUAUUCCUAUGUUAGGUGCCGCAAGUGGUUUAUCUGGUGUUAUGGGCGUCCACAUGACCGCAUCUAUUGGCGGUGCUGACAUGCCUGUUGUCAUAACAGUGUUGAACAGUUACAGUGGGUGGGCGUUGUGUGCAGAAGGCUUCAUGCUGAAUAAUGAUCUGUUAACAAUUGUCGGGGCUUUGGUGGGAUUUUCUGGUGGUAUCUUAUCCUACAUUAUGUGCAAAGCGAUGAAUCGAUCUCUUACCAAUGUAUUGUUUGGUGGAUAUGGAACGCUUAGCUCUGGAACUGGUGAAAGAAUGAAGAUCACUGGAACACAUAGUGAAAUUAAUGUCGACUCAACUGUUGAACUGAUCACGAGCUCCAAGAAUAUCAUCAUCGUACCAGGUUACGGUCUAGCAGUUGCUAAAGCACAAUACGCCAUUGCUGAUAUGAUUAGUAAAUUAAGAGAAAAGAAUAUUAACGUUAGGUUUGGAAUUCACCCUGUUGCUGGUCGUAUGCCUGGCCAACUGAAUGUGUUAUUGGCGGAAGCUGGUAUUCCGUAUGAUGUAGUGUUAGAAAUGGAUGAGCUAAAUGAUGAUUUCCCAGAUACAGACUUAGUUCUUGUUAUUGGUGCAAACGAUACAGUUAAUUCCGCUGCACAAGAAGACCCGAAUUCUAUCAUUGCGGGAAUGCCCGUGCUAGAAGUAUGGAAAGCGAAGCAGGCCAUUGUCAUGAAACGAACCAUGGGUACAGGUUAUGCUGACGUCGACAAUCCUGUCUUUUACAAAGAAAAUACGUCUAUGUUGCUAGGAGACGCCAAAUCUACGUGCGACGCGUUAUUGACGAAAAUUAACGAACAUUACAACUGAACAUGUUUCGUAGGAAGGUAGCAAUUUAAAAAUGGUAGAAUUAAUUUUUUUUAUCUAACACAUAAACACUGUGGUUUUUAACCUCUUUUUUGUUACGAUGGAAUAAGACUUGAGUGGUUACUUGUGAACAACUUCAGUGGAGAGAAAAUCUAUAAUUAAAUUUCAUGAGCGAUGUUCAAAAGAUGAGCCGAUGUUCUUGAAUUUUUUAAAAAAAUAAGUGGCCACUCUAAAAAUGGAAUAUUAUUUUUUCUGAAAUAAUUUUUUACCAGA